Molecule: messenger RNA, 2045 nt
Organism: Nomia melanderi (Alkali bee)
Lineage: Eukaryota; Metazoa; Arthropoda; Insecta; Hymenoptera; Halictidae
Source: RefSeq, a predicted model, not a curated record
UCUCGACCGAGUCUUUCGUAACCUAUGGAAGCAGAAGAUUGAGUCGUGGGAAAAUAUUGGAUCUCGUAGACUGAACAAAUCGCUGACUGAAAAAUUUAGGCAAUUAACAUGGAUGACGAUAAUGAUCAAGAAAACCCAAUCGAGGACGAUUAUUAUACAUUUCUGAACGUUGCCAGAAACGCAACUGUUGAAGAAAUCAACAAUGCUUAUCGUAGGCAGAGCAGACUUUACCAUCCAGACAAGCAUACGGAUCCAGUACUUAAAAAGGAGGCAGAAGUUUUAUUUAACCGUACGAAAAAGGCUUACGAAGUUUUGAGUGAUGCACAUCAGAGAGCUAUUUACGACUCUGUGGGAAUUCGAGGAUUAGAAACAGAAGGCUGGGAAAUUGUGCAACGCACUAAAACUCCUGAAGAGAUUAGGGAAGAAUAUGAACGCUUAGCCAGAGAAAGAGAAGAGAGAAGACUACAACAGCACACAAAUCCUAAGGGCAAUAUUACAGUUAAUGUGAAUGCUACGGAUCUUUUUAACAGAUACGACGAUGACUAUGAAGAUAGCAAAGGGAUACUUUCAUGUUUGGAAGUGAGUGGAAUGUCAUUUACACAGUCCAUUGAAGCACCCCUUACUUUAAGAGACACAGUAACCAUGUAUGGAGAGUUGGGUACACAGAAUGGAACAGGUUCUGGUUCUAUAAAUGUCUCUGCGAGACGAUUAGUUUCAUCUAAAGGCUGGUUAGAAUUGGACAUAGGUGCAGGGAAUGGGCCCACAGUGUCUUUAAAAGGUUUUCGUACAUUAACAAGAAGAUUAUUUUGCGAUGGCGCUACCAUAUUACAAUUUACCGCGCGAGGAAUAAGACCUGGCCUUGUAGGAACUCUUGCAAUGCAGCUAGACAAGCACACGGUAGGAUAUCUCACGUACAGAGCAGGCAUACAAAACGAUAUGAGUACAAUGAUCGUAAGGGACACGUCCAGAUCCUAUACCGCAUUUUCAAUUCACUUAGGUAUCCUACAGACCUUCGUAAGUCUUAAUUAUACAUAUAAAAUGGAAGAGAAGCAACUGAAGCUGCGUGGAAGUAUAAAGGCUGGUACAUUUGGAAUGUUACUUGAAUAUGGAGCAGAAAAAAAAGUUUCACGACACAGUAGUCUCUCAGCUGCUGUGCGAGUCGGUGUGCCAACUGGUGUUACUUUAAGAGUAAAAUUAAGUCGUGCCUCUCAAUCUUAUACGUUUUCUCUUCAUUUGAGCGAUGAGCUUCUUCCAGCUCCUGUGUUCUAUGCGACUGUGGUCCCGAUAGUGACCUGGGCUGUGGUGAAAAAGAUCGUCAUCGAUCCAGUGGUAAAAGAACGACAGGAACGCGAGAAAGAGAAACAGAAGGAAAUGAACAAGUCGAGGAUGAUGGAAAAGCAGAAGGAAGCGAAAAUCGCUACUGAAUUAAUGAAAGCUACUGUUAGCAGAAUUAGAGCGGAGGAGGAGUCGAAGAGGGGAUUGAUUAUUACCAAAGCUUUGUACGGACGAUUCGUAUACCCUCAACAGAACAGAUCCUCCUCGGAUGAGCAUCUGCAUAGGGAUGAGGUCAUUGAUGUAACAAUUCCAUUGCAAUGUUUAGUUAAGGAUUCAAAGUUAGUCCUGCACAAUGCAUCCAAGAGUCAGUUGCCUGGAUUUUAUGAUCCGUGUGUUGGAGAGGAGAAACAGUUAUUGGUACAGUAUCUGUUCCGCACUCAUACACACGAAUGCAUUGUUAAGGACAACGCGCCCCUCAGAAUACCAUUACCAUCGCAUAAAGUGAAUACCACAUGACGUAUGCGACAUCACAAAAAAACGAAGUGAAAUCGUUGCGAUAUGCAAUGAUAGCUUGUACUGCUUCACUGAGGGCCGUGGUUCAAAUGACUUUCGAGGAAGAUGAUAGAGAAGUUCUCGAUGAUACUAUCAACGAGACGAACUAAGUACAAAAUACUGACAGUGAUGGUUACUUGCUGACAAUGAGACAUUCAUAGAUGUAUAGAUAAAUAAUAUAAGAACAUUUAAUCAGAAAAGGUUUUGUGGAAUAAACG